Molecule: messenger RNA, 1008 nt
Organism: Drosophila subobscura
Lineage: Eukaryota; Metazoa; Arthropoda; Insecta; Diptera; Drosophilidae
Product: heparan sulfate 2-O-sulfotransferase pipe-like
Exons: 3
Coding region: 1-864 (287 amino acids)
Cellular component (GO): membrane
Molecular function (GO): sulfotransferase activity
Source: RefSeq, a predicted model, not a curated record
AUGGAUCGUCUGUUCUUUCCGCGCUGUGCCAAAGUGGGCAGCGAGUCGCUCAUGGAGUUCAUGGAACAUCUGCAGGACAUCAACAACUUCAAAAUCGAUGUCAAUGGAGUGGAUGGACAGACGAGACGCACCCUGAAUGCCUCCGGGCAGGAGGAGUUGGCAGCCUACAUCUACAACAUGGACGAGGGCUCCGUCUACAUUCAGCACACAAACUGGAUUGACUUUAAUGAAUUCAACCUGCCCAAGCCCAUCUUCAUUAACUUGGUGCGCGAUCCAGUGGAGCGGAUGAUCAGCUGGUACUACUACAUCCGCAACUCCUAUCGGAAUGCCUUGUUCUACAGGAAAAAUCCACUGGCGCCCAUCAAGCCCACAGCCUGGUUCAAGAAGAGCUUCAACGAUUGCGUCCGCAGUGGCGACAAGGAGUGCCAGUACAUUCCCCUCACGGUGACCGAUGCGGUGCCCAACUUUAAGCGACAAUCGAUAUUCUUUUGCGGCAACGAGCAGGAUUGUCUGCCCUUUAACUCACCGCUGGCCGUGCAGAUGGCCAAGCGACGAGUCGAAACUGAAUUCGCUGUGGUGGGCACAUGGGAGGAAACAAAUAUCACCCUCGCCGUGCUGGAACACUAUAUACCACACAAAGCGGGUGAUCCAUUUGAUCCAUUUUCGUUUGCAGUCUAUCAGGAGAGUUUAAUGAAUCGCAAUCGGAACAAUCGCAAGCCCCAUGUGGAUGCGGAUGUUAGGGCCAUGGUCAGGCGAAACUUUACCCAUGAAUAUGACUUUUACUAUUUCUGCAAGCAGCGUCUCUAUAUGCAGUACAUAGCCCUGAAGCGCACAGAGUUGGAGCGACUGAAUUUGUAUCCCUAAGUUCUCAUUAUCUUUUGACUGAAUUUCCGUUUAGUUGUUGUUAGUUUUGUCCGUAGUUUUUCUUCGUUAAUAAAGUACCCAAUAGACACACUCACUGUAACUAACCGUAGUUGAGAAUGGAUAGUAGAUAGUAAUCCCAUGAUA